Messenger RNA from Trichosurus vulpecula (common brushtail), 1161 nucleotides. It is a transcript of the gene GDF1, whose product is annotated as growth differentiation factor 1. Gene Ontology annotation, biological process: SMAD protein signal transduction; BMP signaling pathway. The record is from RefSeq and is a predicted model, not a curated record. Gene Ontology annotation, molecular function: growth factor activity; cytokine activity. Gene Ontology annotation, cellular component: extracellular region. Bases 1 to 1161 code for a protein of 386 amino acids. Lineage: Eukaryota; Metazoa; Chordata; Mammalia; Diprotodontia; Phalangeridae. The transcript is spliced from 2 exons.
AUGAUGCGGUGUCUGCAGCUUCUUUCCCCUCUGCCCUGGCUCCUGCUCCUUCCUCUUCUGCCCCUGCCCCAACCUGGUCUGACCCAGCCCCAGCCCGGGACCCUCUCACCCCAAGCCAGUGCCCUGCUCCAGACCCUGGGGCUGAGUCCGCCCCCAGGGCCUCCUCCCACCCGUCCUGUCCCCUCAGUCAUGUGGCGGCUCUUCCGAAGGGGUCCAGAGGCCACAGAGACCCAAGGGUCUGAGAACGAAGGGCCAGAAAUGCCCCAGGAGCCCCAGCCCCUGCCCUGCCACGUGGAGGAGCUGGGCGUCCCCGGGAACAUCGUGCGGCACGUCCUCGAUGGCGGUGCCUCUGCCCCACCAGAGCCAGCCUUGGGCUCCCUAUGCCUGGAGAAGCCCCUUUUCUUCAAUCUUUCGUUCCUAAACCCUAAGGAGCAGCUGACACUAGUCCGCCUGGAGUUGAACUUUGGUGCCCCUGCAGACCUUGCCCCUGCCCAGGACUGGGAGCUAAGCCUGUCCCAUGCCCAGGGCCCCCAGCUGUGGGGUCGGCCCCUGCACUGGCACCACCGAGAAGUCCUGCUGAGCCAGACAGUGCCCACGUUGCAUGAUCCCCUCCAUUUUGACAUGCUGGCCUUGGGCCGGUUGGGAAAUUCCACCUUCCCCCAGAACCUGAGUCUGGUAUUGGAGCUGUUGCCUGGUAGAGACAGUGACCUGCCUAAAGGCUUGUGUACCAAACUGGGACAUUCUCUAGAGGCGUCCCUGCUGGUGGUCACCCUUGACCCACAGCUAUGCCAGCCCACCUCCAGGAAGCGCCGGGCAACCUACUUGGGCCCUCUGGACAGCCCCGACCCUCCUUGUAGGGCUCGACAACUCUACAUCAACUUCCGGGAAGUGGGUUGGCACAACUGGAUCAUUGCCCCCCGAGGCUUCAUGGCCAACUACUGUCAAGGGCACUGCUUUUUCCCCACUGCCACCAAGAUCUCCAGUUUGAACCACGCUGUCAUGCAGUCCCUGAUGCACUCUGUGGCUCCAGCCACAACACCCCCACCCUGCUGCGUCCCAGUGAAGCUCUCGCCCAUCUCUGUGCUCUUCUAUGACAACAGUGACAAUGUGGUUCUUCGGCAUUAUGAGGACAUGGUGGUUGAUGAGUGUGGGUGCCGAUGA